Messenger RNA from Drosophila kikkawai, 354 nucleotides. Its product is annotated as cytochrome c oxidase assembly factor 4 homolog, mitochondrial. Gene Ontology annotation, biological process: mitochondrial respiratory chain complex IV assembly. NCBI's taxonomy places the organism in Eukaryota, Metazoa, Arthropoda, Insecta, Diptera, Drosophilidae. Gene Ontology annotation, cellular component: mitochondrial intermembrane space. The record is from RefSeq and is a predicted model, not a curated record.
CUGCUCCGUACCUAUUUUCACUCAUUUAAGUGACAUUUUGGUUUUAGUAUAUUGUUAGAAAUCCCAAAACAAUCAAGACAACGGCCACAUCUUACUGAAUUUCAUAAUUCGAACCCAGCACCUGAUGCAACUUCGGCCAGCCAAUUUCUGAGGAAAAUGUCCGCUGCGUCGGAUCAGGACCAAGUUGAAUUGAUGCUUAAGAAGACGGGCUGCAUAGAGCUCCACUACAAGGUCCAGGAGUGUAUUGCCGAGACCGGUGACUGGCGGGCGUGCCAGGACAAAGUGAAAGAGUUUCGGGCGUGCAUGCAGAAGUACGUGGAGCAGCAGACCCAGAAGUAUGCCCACGUCAAGUAG